AUGAAUGGCAAAUUGCAACAUACAAAUGGUAAGAGUCACAAAUUCGAGGCCAAUUCCAUGCCGCCCCAAAAAUCCCUAAUAACUGCCUAUGUACUUUGGCUAUUUGGUGGUAUUUUUGGUUUACAUCACAUUUACUUGCAUCGUGAUCGUCACGCCUUUAUUUGGUGGUGUACUUUGGGCGGCUACUUUGGUAUGGGUUGGAUAUUUGAAGUCUUCAAUAUACCCAGUUAUGUACGUGAUGCCAAUGAAGAUCCCAAAUUUAUAGAGGAAUUUGUUAAGAAAUUGCAGCACUAUCGUAAACCUCCCUAUUCGGGUAAACGUUUUUUGGGUGAAGUUAUGAUUGGUUAUCUAUUUGGUCAACUUUAUCAGAUGGCCAUACCCGAGACUCUUUUUAUGGGCAUUGACUUUAGCUUUUUACAUUGGCUGAUACCCGUAUUUGUGGCUUUGGGUGUUUGGACUGUGGGCAAUAUAGGUCGUGAAAAGGGUGUAUUGUGUCUUCUAGCGGCCUUUGCCGCCUAUCCAGUGCGUUAUUUCAUUUAUGAUGAAACCUACACCCUCCUCAUUACCGCCUUGGCUUCGGGACUCAUUUUCGAUCAUUUCUCCAAAGAAUGGCUGCGUACACCACCAAAAGGCGCGGUUAAAUUGGAGAGAACUUUAAAAUUCACCGGGGCCCUGUGUAUUUACUUCUCCCUCUGGGGUUGUUUCCUUUUUAAUGGCACCAUAUCCGAUGAAGAUGGCAAUGAAGUGCCCAUACAUGAAGCCUUCCAAAACUUCUUAGCCUCGGCCUGGUGGACCGAUAUAGCUCAGGCCUUACAAGACACCUAUAACUAUGCUCAACAUCAUGGUUGGUAUGAGACCUGGAAGGAAAUAUUUGAAUCAAUGGAUGUAGAUGGUGAGCGUAAUUCCUAUAAAGUAUUGGGUGUUAGUGCCACCGCUUCUCAGUCGGAAAUCACAGCAGCCUAUCGCCGUCUUUCGAAAGAAUAUCAUCCCGAUAAGGUUAAAGAUGAAACACAAAAGGCUGCUGCCAAUCAACGAUUCAUUGAGAUACAACAGGCCUAUAGUGUUCUGUCGAAAAUUAAAUCAUCACGUCGUCGUAAGAAUACCAAAUCAGUAGAUGAUGAACCCAUAGUUUUGUAGGUGUAAAAACCAGUGUUUGUAUUUAUUUUUGACUGAAUUCAUUUAAGUUUUUAUUUAUACAUAAUUUCCUUUAAACACGUUCAUUUACUCAAGUUUUUAAAGUAAAACUCCAGUGCACAUUAAUCUAACUAAAAUUGAUUUUAAUGUUAAAUUUUAUUUAUUUUUGUCUCUUCAUGUUUAGCUGUAAGUUAAACGAAAGUAAAUUUUAAGAAUGUACC
Molecule: messenger RNA, 1355 nt
Organism: Lucilia sericata (common green bottle fly)
Lineage: Eukaryota; Metazoa; Arthropoda; Insecta; Diptera; Calliphoridae
Product: dnaJ homolog subfamily C member 22-like
Biological process (GO): endocytosis
Cellular component (GO): plasma membrane; early endosome
Source: RefSeq, a predicted model, not a curated record